CAUGAUCUCUACUGGCGGGAAAAUGACGUCAUUCCACCAUCACAAGACCAUCACCUCAAGUCCAGUACAGCUUCAACCCCAGUCACAUGACAAGGGCACCACUGUCAUGUGUCACGAGUACGUAACACCUUUCCUUGGAACUCACUGCAACUGAGUUGUAAAUGUUGGACCUGCAUACGUGUAAUUUGGUAUUACUAAUCAAAUAAAACCAGAAACUCCGUAAAUACCCGGACGGGCCCUUUAGACACCAUUCGUACGAGAGGCACAGAGAAAGGGACAUGGUGGACUUAAACCAGCGGUGCCUGCACCUUCAAAGUGAGAAUGAAAAAGUUCCUAAUGAUCUGCAGACAGUUCUUCCUAAUCCAUUUUCAAAGCAGGAAGAGUCACCUACAAAGAAUUUGCCAAAUGACAGCCCAUCUAAAUCUUCCCGUUUUAUUAAGAUAAAGAACUGGGAAACAGGCGCCAUUUUAAGUGAUACGUUGCACCUAAACUCAAGAGUGGCAACUGGGUGCAGAGAGCAGAUAUGCACGGGAUCAAUUAUGAUGCCAAGUCAACACUUAAGGAAACCAAGUGAAGCCCGAACUAAAGAGCAACUUGUUCUACUGGCAGAAGACUUUUUCAACCAGUACUACACAUCCAUCAAAAGGCAUGGAUCUAAGGCUCACAUUGAAAGGAUGGAAAAGGUGAUGAGGGAGAUCGAAACAACCGGCACUUACCAGCUUAAAGACACUGAGCUAAUUUAUGGAGCCAAACAUGCCUGGAGGAACGCUGCCCGCUGCAUUGGGAGGAUCCAAUGGUCCAAGUUGCAGGUUUUUGAUGCACGUGACUGCUCCACUUCUCACGGCAUGUUCAACUAUAUAUGCAAUCACAUCAAGUACGCCACCAACAAGGGAAAUCUCAGAUCAGCAAUUACAAUAUUCCCACAGAGAGUAGAUGGAAAAUGUGAUUUCAGAAUCUGGAACAGCCAAUUGAUAAGAUAUGCUGGGUACAAACAAGCUGAUGGCUCUAUCAUUGGUGACCCUGCUUCGGUGGAGUUGACUGAGAUCUGUAUCCAACAAGGUUGGAAGGCGCCACUGGGUCGCUUUGACAUCCUCCCUCUUUUGCUUCAAGCCAAUGGAAAUGACCCUGAACUAUUUGAGAUUCCUCCUGAACUAAUCUUGGAAGUACCUAUCAGACACCCCAAGUUUCAAUGGUUUGAAGAUCUGAAACUGAAGUGGUAUGCCUUGCCAGCUGUUUCGAACAUGCUCCUGGAUAUUGGAGGUCUUGAGUUUACUGCUUGCCCCUUCAAUGGUUGGUAUAUGGGGACAGAGAUUGGAGUCCGAGACUUCUGUGAUGUUGCUCGCUACUACGUGCUAGAGGAAGUAGCAAAGCGAAUCGGACUUAACACUGGAAAUGUAUCGUCUCUUUGGAAGGACCAAGCAUUAGUUGAAAUAAAUAUUGCUGUCCUACACAGUUUUCAGUCUGACAAAGUGACAAUUGUGGACCAUCAUUCUGCAACGGAAUCAUUCAUGAAACACAUGGAAAAUGAAUAUCGAUGCCGAGGGGGGUGUCCCGCAGACUGGGUGUGGAUAGUCCCCCCAAUGUCAGGAAGCAUUACACCUGUCUUCCAUCAGGAGAUGCUGAACUAUCACCUGAGCCCAUCAUUUGAAUAUCAGUUAGACCCUUGGUUCACUCAUGUGUGGAAAGCAGCCAAUGGAACUCCCACCAAAAAGAGGGCUAUUGGAUUCAAGAAGCUGGCAAAGGCUGUGAAGUUCUCCACCAAGCUGAUGGGACAAGCAAUGGCCAAACGAGUAAAAGCCACCAUUUUAUAUGCUACCGAAACUGGAAAGUCCCAAGUCUAUGCAAAAACACUGUGUGAAAUUUUCAAACAUGCAUUUGAUGCAAAGGUCAUAUCCAUGGAUGACUAUGAUAUUGUUCACCUGGAACACGAAGCACUGGUGCUGGUGGUCACAAGUACUUUUGGCAAUGGCGACCCACCUGAGAAUGGAGAAAAAUUUGGUUCUGCACUGAUGGAAAUGAGACACUCUAACUCAAAAUCAGCAGAAGGACAGAGUUAUAAAGUUCGUUUCAACAGUGUAUCCUCAGUGUCAGAUGCUCGGAAAUCUUCAAGUGAUGAAGCAGAAAGCAGAGACAACUUUGAGAGUACUGGCCAAUUGGCCAAUGUUAGAUUUUCUGUCUUUGGUCUCGGCUCUCGAGUUUACCCCCAUUUCUGUGCUUUUGCUCGAGCUGUUGACACCUUACUUGAAGAACUUGGAGGAGAGCGAAUUAUGAGGAUGGGUGAGGGGGAUGAACUCUGUGGACAAGAGGAGUCAUUCAGGACAUGGGCUAAGAGAGUCUUCAAGGCAGCGUGUGAUGUAUUCUGUGUGGGGGAUGACGUCAAUAUCGAAAAAGCCAACAACUCCUUAAUCAGUAACGAUCGCAGCUGGAAGAGGGCAAAGUUUCGUCUGACCUACCAAGCCACUGCACCUGACCUCACACAAGCUCUCUAUAGCAUUCACAAAAAGAAAGUUUCGGCUGCGAGAUUAUUAUCCCGACGCAACUUGCAAAGUCCUAAAUCCAGCCGUUCUACAAUACUACUACAGAUACACACAGACAAGCUGGCAGAAUUAAACUACCAGCCUGGUGACCAUCUUGGCGUUUUUUCCGGCAACCAUGAGGAUCUGGUCAAUGCCUUGAUUGACCGAUUAGAAGAUGCACCUCCUGCAAAUCAGGUCAUAAAGGUUGAAUUUUUGGAGGAGAAAACUACAGCUUUAGGUGUUGUUAGUAACUGGUGUGAUGAUACUCGCAUUCCACCUUCCACCAUCUUCGAGGUCUUUAAGUAUUAUCUGGAUAUCACAACUCCCCCAAACCCGCUCCUCCUGCAGCAGUUUGCUCUCCUGGCAAAAGAUGACCUUCAGAAGAAGCGGCUUGAAGUUCUCAGUAAAGGCUUGCAGGAUUAUGAGGAAUGGAAGUGGUACAAUAACCCAAACAUCGUGGAAGUGCUGGAGGAGUUUUCUUCCGUGCAAGUCCCAGCUACAUUGCUACUUACCCAGCUUCCCCUGCUACAGCCUCGAUACUACUCGAUCAGCUCAUCCCCUGACAUGUAUCCAGACGAGAUUCACCUCACUGUGGCUGUGGUUUCGUAUCGCACAAGAGACGGUGAAGGAACAUUACACCAUGGGGUGUGCUCCUCCUGGCUGAACCGGAUAGACCCGGAUGAAAUGGUGCCAUGCUUUGUCAGAGGCGCGCCAUCUUUCAGGUUACCAGAAAAUCCAUCGGUUCCUUGCAUCUUAAUUGGACCGGGAACUGGAAUUGCUCCCUUCAGAAGCUUCUGGCAGCAGCGCUUGCACGAUGCUGAAUACAAAGGAGUGAGGGCAUGUCCCAUGACACUUCUGUUUGGCUGCCGACAGUCAAAGAUUGACCACAUCUAUCGAGAGGAGACUAUUCAUGUAAAAAACAAAGGUGUAUUUCAAGAGCUCUACACAGCUUACUCUCGUGAACCAGAAAGACCAAAGAAAUACGUACAAGACAUUUUACGUGAACAACUUUCUGACAAGAUAUUCAAAUUACUGCAAGACCAAGGAGGGCACAUAUAUGUCUGUGGCGAUGUUACGAUGGCAGGAGAUGUUCUGAAGACAGUUCAGCACAUUCUCACACAGCAUGGGAAGAUAUCGCUUGAAGAUGCUGGGAUCUUUAUCAGCAAGCUGCGGGAUGAAAACCGUUACCAUGAAGACAUAUUUGGUGUCACUCUCCGUACUUAUGAAGUUACCAACCGCCUUCGAUCAGAAUCCAUCGCAUUUAUUGAGGAAAGCAAGAAAGACUCAGAUGAGGUGUUCUGCGUUUGAUGAGAAGAUUCCCAUGACAAUAUACUCCAUGGCCUUUGAAAGAGGUUUUGUUCAAUUCUGAACACUUCAUUGCGCAUCAAAGUCCACACAAGGCUGCCACACGAGAGUGAUUUAAAAAGCUUAAUUCUUUUCUUCUACGAAACAUAGCUUGCAAUAUUUUUACACAAGGAAGAUUGCUCUGUAAUUUGCUACAUGGGGUGAUUAUUGUUGGGUCAAAUUUUUGCUAAUAUGCUGCUUUUAGAUUAUUUGCGAUGCCUCAAGCAAGCAAACAGUCUGUGCUAUGACAAGAAAGUUGUUGCAUGUAAUAAAAACAACAGGCAUUUUAUGAAACAACAUUCAGCAUACAUGGGGGUCAUUGUAAAACACCAUGAACUCUAUUCAGUAAAUGUAUAUUUUAAAGGUCUACAGGAGAUACUUCCUUUUUUUUUGAAAUUCAAGUAGCAUAUACAGGAAACGUUUCUGGUACGUUUCUCUCCUAAAAGGUAGCAAGAGGCUUAAAAGAAAAAAAUACAGAUUUUUCUGCUUGUGGAAGUUUAGUCCUGGUGUUUGCAUACUUCAAAGAUAUCAAAUGUUAUUAUUCUCUGAUUAUGCAACAAGAAAAAAAUACUUAUAUCUCUUUAAGCCUGUGGCAGUAUGGAAACCCAAGGUGGUACAGCAUAAUAACGCAUUUCUCCAUGUAGUUAUCAAUAGUUCACUCAAGACUUAGUCAUUUUGUGAGCCAAAAGUACUGCUCUACUGCUGAUGCACCAUCAAUAACUCUGAGACGUGGGUUAAGGUAGGCUUUUAUUGGCUGGAAGAAAGCACAAGCAGCAAGCGACCAUCACACAACAUCCUGGAGACUGAGGAGGGGUCUGUGCCUCCAAUCGCCUUCAUACCGGGGUCUGUGGGAGGAGCCACAGGAGCAGUCAGCGGUGGGGGGUGGGGGGCGUGUCCAGACAGGUAUAUGUAGUUCACCACAACUGCCUCCUCCCAUGUCUGUUUAUUUAACCUGCCUUUAAAUUAAGCUCCUCAAGCACUAGCUGUCGUAGAGUACCACAUUCUCACCAUUUUCUCAGUUGAGGUUUUUAAGAAUUCGCUGCUUGGUUUCUUGGCAUCUGUCUUAUGUUGUUCUCCUCUAUAAAUGG
Messenger RNA from Hypanus sabinus (Atlantic stingray), 4948 nucleotides. It is a transcript of the gene nos1, whose product is annotated as nitric oxide synthase 1 (neuronal). The transcript has 28 exons. The coding region runs from base 279 to 3824 and encodes 1181 amino acids. Gene Ontology annotation, molecular function: flavin adenine dinucleotide binding; heme binding; nitric-oxide synthase activity. The record is from RefSeq and is a predicted model, not a curated record. Gene Ontology annotation, biological process: nitric oxide biosynthetic process. Lineage: Eukaryota; Metazoa; Chordata; Chondrichthyes; Myliobatiformes; Dasyatidae.